AUGAGCAGCUCAUUGAAGAUGCUCGCCAAUCUGGACCCGCUCCCGAGCGACGUCCGCAAGUGGCGUAUUCUCCUGCUCGUGUCCGCCGUCAACUCGCUCACGCAGCGCAUGCAGACCUACCUCGCCGACAUGGGCUGCACCAGGGUCUCCACCGAGCUCGCCCUCUCCGACGAGACCAUGGUCUCCGCCGUGCUCGCGCAUUCGCCUCACGUUAUCAUCUGCCCGUUCCUCACCAAGAAGGUCCCGGACGUCGUCUACAGCAACAUUGUCACCCUCAUCGUCCACCCUGGUCCGCCGGGCGAUGCCGGUCCCGCUGCCAUCGACUGGGCCAUCAUGGGCGACCGGGGUUUCGAGCCCGACUCGGCGGCUGCACUCGCUGAAAUGGCGCUGCCCAUCGAUCGUGCACUCCCCCUCGACCAGCGCCAGCGGACGCACUGGGGACUCACCGUCCUCCAGGCUGACCACACCUUUGACGGUGGUCCCGUCUGGGCUUGGGACCAGUUCCCCCUUCCGGACAUCUCUACGGUGACCAAGUCGAACAUCUACCAGGGCCCGAUCACUGCUGCCGCCCUGCGCGCAGUCCAUGUCGCACUUUGCCGCAUCUCGAAGGCGUACGCCGGUCUUUCCGACCCGUCUCACCGUGGACAGCGCGUUGCCGUGCGCCCAGACCCCCGUUACUCGAAAGAGUGUGUCUCGAACGGCCAGUCGUUCUUGGGCGGGCCGCUCAACGCGAGGCCCCAGAUCCGGCCUGGCCAGCGUCGCCCGGACCUCACCAGGCACACGGCGGCUGACGUCUCGCGACUCAUCAACUGCGGCGACUCGCAGCCGGGUGGCACGAUCAAGACGACACGCUCGUUCAUGUUCGUCUAUGACGCCCACAUCCACAUGAGCGUUGCUACGCUCCCCAAGAACCUCGUCCAGACCCGUGGCUUCAGGUCCUUCGAUGAGGUCCCCGCGGGCACGGCUCUCGCCACGCGUCAGGGUGCGGUCCUCUUCAAGACGGCGCCAUGUGGGCACGGCCCCAUGUGCUCGCACGGCUGCGGCAUCGCUGUGUGGCUCACGCACGGUCGUCUCCCCAAGCCCACCCCAGAGAGUGCCCUCAGCGCCAAGGUUCCCAUGGCUGACGCUCUUCGUGCCGCGGGCGAGGGUGCUCGCCUUGACGGCGUUCCCGAAUGGGCGGUAACGGACUUUACUGAGGUGCCUGGUACCUGGCAGCAGGUGUUUGUCCGGACCGUGACAGAGGGCGACGCGCUGAUCCAGCUCGUGUACUGGGACUUUUACAACGGUGCCUUCUCCACGACCGGCUGCGACUACCUCGUGGAGGCGCUCAUGUGGGCGACCGACCCGGCCCGCGGCAACGUCAAGAUUCUCGCCCUCAUGGGCGGUGGCUACUUCUCCAACGGUGUCGCGCUUAACAUUAUCGAGUCGGCCGACCACCCAGGCCGCGAGACCUGGGCCAACAUCAACGCCAUCGACGAUGUCGUCGAGGUCCUCGCUGGCGACGUCACGAGUGCGCCUCGCUCUGAGUUCCUGGGCAACCGCCCAUCGCUCACUGAGCGUGGCAUCCUCACGGUCGCGUGCCUCCGCGGCAACGCUGCCGCCGGUGGAGUCGCGCUUGCCGCUGCUUGUGACGUUGUUGUGUCGGCUGGCUCUGUCGUCCUCAACCCCGCCUACCGCGCCAUGGGCCUGCACGGCUCCGAAUUCCACCUGUACUCGUACGUCGAGCGCUGCGGCCGCUCCAUCGCGACCCACCUCGUCAAGGACAUGCUCCCGCUGUCCGCCGCGCGCGCUCGCGAGCUUGGCCUCGUCGACGUUGUCGUCUCUGGCCGCGACCAGCCGGCUGCCGAGUCGGAGGCUGCGAUCCUCAAGUUCCUCCGCAACGUUGCUGCUGCCCCGGCUUCGGCCUAUGGAUCACUCGAGUUCCCCUCUGCGCCCUGGACCAAGUUUGCGACCAACACUCCUAGCCGCGCUACGACGCUUGUCGAGCGCUUCUGCGAGAACAAGCGCGGACGCUACGAGUCGAACCUGCACGUCCCGCUCGUCAACUACCGUCACGAGGAGCUGUCGCAGAUGCUCCUCGACUCGUUCCACCCGCACCGCUCGCAGCGCUACCACUCGCGCCGCAUCAAGUUUGUGCGCAAGGUCAAGGCUGAGAAGACGCCGACUCGCUUCGCCCACCACCGCGUGCACAUGGAGCGCGACGAGGAGGAGACUGCGGCCUUUGACAAUGCCCCUGGAUGGGUGCGCGGUGAGGAGUGGUCGUGGGUCGGUCACCAGACGCCGACGUCGAUGACGACGUCGCAGGGCCUGCUCAUCGACUUUGCCGCUCCCGUCCCGCCUCUCUCGCGCCCGCCGAGCCGCCGCAGCUCCCGCUCGAACAAGAGCUUCCACUCGCUGCGGUCGCACAAGUCGCAGCCAUCGAUCCGCUCGCACAAGUCGCAGCCCUCCAUCCGCUCGCACGCUAGCAAGGGCUCGAUCUCGUCUGCUGCCCCGAGCGUCCAGGGCUCGCCUUCCCAGCAGCACACCGCCACCUUUGCCGGUCCCGAGACCGUCGAGACGCUCGACGACUCUGUCCCGCCCGUCCCCGCCCUGCCCGAGGUCACCACCCCGGAGGGCGUGAAGCGCCGUCCGUCCCUGCUCGCUUCCGUCAGCAGCGGCUCCAUCGGCCGCAGCAGCACCUGGGGCCGGAGCACCAAGAACGAACCCGUCGCUCCGGAGCCCACGCCUGCGCCAUACAUCCCCUCGCACCUCGCCGUGAAGGCGCCGAAGCGCCGUGCUUCGUCCUUCCUCGGCCGUCUCGCCGGCGCCUUCCGCUCGAAGCAGGACCUGCACGUCGAUGUGCCCCCGACGCCGCGCACGCCGCUCUCCGCGACCCGCAUCCCGUCUGGCGCCACGACGCCGACCUAUGCCCGCCCCACCCUCGUCAACGAGGGCAACACGGACUCGCCCUGCCUCUUCAACAUCACUGGCGACGACGCCCUCCUCCCCAAGAUCGACACGAGGCCGCAGGUCCUCAGCGUCUAA
Trichosporon asahii var. asahii CBS 2479 is the source of this 3024-nucleotide messenger RNA. RefSeq lists its product as uncharacterized. The transcript is spliced from 2 exons. NCBI's taxonomy places the organism in Eukaryota, Fungi, Basidiomycota, Tremellomycetes, Trichosporonales, Trichosporonaceae. The record is from RefSeq and is a predicted model, not a curated record. Gene Ontology annotation, biological process: biosynthetic process. Bases 1 to 3024 code for a protein of 1007 amino acids.